UCGAGUUUCGCGAUGAAGGCGUCGAGCUUACUCCUCGUGGCUCUGGCCGCGGUGAGUACGAACCACUAUGGGGUGGACGCGCAGGCCAUCUGCAAGCAGCGCACGUGCACAACGGACACGGGCCUCUUUUGCGACCGUGCGCUGCAAACGUGCCCUGAAUGCAUGGGCUCCGACGCGAGCACGGGCACGACCGUGUGCAAGCCGACCAACUUUAUCGGUACCUGCAACGUCGUCGGCAUUGGUGGCUUCCAAAAGUGCGGCAAGUACACGCCGCCGAGCUCGGGCUCGGGCUCUGGCUCGGGCUCUGGGAGCAUUACGCCCAAGCCGACGACCGUCAAGCCGACGCUCGCGCCGACAUUGGCGCCAACGACGUUGCCCUUGACGACAGAGCCGGUAGUGACGACGCUGGCCCCGACGACGACACCGACGGCGACGACCAAGAAGCCGAUCUCACCAACGCCCACUGCUACGCCUGCCUCGACUUCGAGCUCGUCGUCGGGCUCGGGGGCUGCGUCGACGCCAACUGCUACGCCGUCGAACGCCAACAACUCGCGCCCCAACGCGACGUCGGAUUCCGGCAUCAACUGGGCGCUCUACGGCGGGAUUGCCGGUGGUGCCGUCGUCUUGAUUGCAGUCGUGCUAGUUGUCGUCUUGAAGAUGAACAACCGCGACGACGACGAUGACGACGAGCCGUACAAGCCGACGGCGCCGGCGACGAGCCAGAACUACACGAGCACUGCGGCCGCCACGACGUACGAAGGUGGCAACGCUGCGGUGGUCGCGGCCAACCUCCGUGCGCAAAUCGAUGGCCAGAACCAGCCGCAAGCGACGUACAACCCGUACGGCAACAGCAACAACCAGCAACAACAGCAAUCGCAGACCUACAACAACUAUGGCCAGCCACCCCACGACAACUACAACACCCAGCAGUCGUCGUACGCCCAACCCAACCAGUACAACAACAACAACACCAGCAACAACCAUGGGUAUGCGCCUGCCCAGCAAGACUACACGGCCGUGCCGGUGGCCAAGCCCCGCAGCGACGUCACGCACUCGGACGUCUGGGGCAACGUGCCGUCGAGCUACCAAGACGGCACGCCGACGGCCAAGAACAAGCUCGCCCACCCGGCGCCCACCCACGCCAGCGACGUGCGCGACAACGAGACGCGCCUCUCGGUGGAGUUUUAAACCGACGCAAUAGCUUUCCCC
Saprolegnia parasitica CBS 223.65 is the source of this 1209-nucleotide messenger RNA. RefSeq lists its product as hypothetical. NCBI's taxonomy places the organism in Eukaryota, Oomycota, Saprolegniomycetes, Saprolegniales, Saprolegniaceae. The transcript has 2 exons. The record is from RefSeq and is a predicted model, not a curated record. Bases 13 to 1188 code for a protein of 391 amino acids.